AUGCUGGUCCGGCUCCCCACGCUGCUCGACCUCGGCGUCCAGCCGCUCUCGGGCCCAUCGCGCGUGCUGCUGUGCGGCGAGGCCGAUUUCAGCUACGCGGCCGCGCUCUGUGCCACGCAGCGCGGCGCCAUCGAGGUCACCGCGACCGCCUUCGAGGAGGAGAUGGAGCUGCACGAGCGGUAUCCGCGCGCCGCGGAGGCGCUGGCGCGAGUGCGCGCAGCGGGUGCGCGAUGCGACUUUGGCGUCGACGCGCGUGAGCUGAGCCGCCGCUACCCGUCGGAGGAGUGGGACCGCGUCGUCUUCAACCUCCCGCAGGCGCCGCCCGAGCCACGCAGGCGGAACCAGAUCCAGCGGCAGCGCGCGCUCCUGCGCGACUUUUGCGCGGCGGCCGCCUCCGUCCUCUCUCGCGACGGCCAGAUCUGGGUGACGCUCCUCGCCGGCCAGGGCGGCACGCGGCUCGACCCGAACCAGCGCGCCAUCGGAGACUCUCAGAUCCGAGCGGCGGCCGGGCCGCCCGCCGACCGCCUCUUUGAGGCCCGGCAGCGCCUCUUUGGCGGCGGCGCUCCUGAGGUCAUCUUCUGGCGCGACAGCGCCGGCUGGUGCCCCUUUUGCGAGAUCACCUGGCUGGUGCUGGAGGAGAUGGAGGUGCCGUAUGAGGUGAAGACGGUGCCUCUUCGGCGGUACAUGCUCGAGGGCGAGACAAAGGACGCCGAAUACACGCGUUUGGUCGGGCCAGAGGGGGUGGUGCCGGGAGUACAGUUCCGGGCCGCCUCUGGCUUUGGGCCGGCGGUGCAGUCCGUCGAGCGAAUCUGCGACGAGCUGCGCCGCAGGUACCCGGAGCGCUACCCGGCGGGCAGCGACGCCGUGCGCGCGCGCGCUUGCGAGGGCGAGGCGUCCGUGUUUGGGCGGCUGCGCGUCGCCCGCCGGUCGUACGAAGCGUGCGCCGGCGCGCAGAGCUCGGCCCUCGUCGCGCUGCAGCCCCUCGCUUCGGCGCUCGCCGACCUGGACGGCAUGCUCGCCGAGGGCGGCCCGUGGCUGGACGGGCCCCGCCCGAGCGUCGCAGACCUGAUGCUCCUCCCCUUCCUCGAGCGCACCGAAGCGGCCGUCCCGUACUUCUUCGGCGAGGACGCGCUCGAGCGCGCAGGCACUUGCGCUGCGCCGAAGGCGGACGCGACGCCGCGGUACGGAGUCCCGUCGCUGCGGGUCGACGCGGCGGCGGCGGCGGCCAUCGACGGCAUCACCGCCGAGGCGUGCGACGCGUGGGCGGCGGCGGCGACGGCGGAGGAGCGGCGCGAGGCGGCGGGCAGGCUGGCCGGGCAGCCGGGGCUUGUCGCCGCGUUUGCGCGGCGUUGCGCAUGGCUGCCCGACUGCGCUGCCGGCGGCGGUGCUGCGGCCGAAGGGGCUGGCGGCGAUGCCGUCGAGUUCGCUCUCCGCUCCGCCGCGUGGCUGCUGCUCCGCUGCCAGGGCGGCGGAACGUCUCAGGUCCGCUCGGAGGCGGAGGCGGCGGCUCGCGCGCUGCGGAGCGCGCACGGGAGCGCCGCCGCCGCGGACGCCGCCGCGGCGCUGGCUGCCCUCUCCCUCAACGUGGGCGUGCCGCGCGACAUGGGAGAGGGCGCGGCGAGGGCGUUGCGCGCGCACUUGCGCAUCGUGUCGGACGCUCUCUCGGCCGAUCCGCUGCCGCCGAGGCCGCGCUCUGCUCGCAGCUCGCGCGCUCGCAGCGGCGGCGCGGCGUGCCAGCUCAGCUCCGGCCUCACGUACUCGGACGGCGCCGGCCAGCGCCUGGUCAGCGUGCAGAAGCCGCUCGGGCUCGUGAUCGAGCCGGUCGGCGAGGAGGGGGCGCGCGACCAAGGGGUCUGCGUCGCGGAGGUUGGCGAAGGCUCGAACGCCGAGCGGGCGGGCGUGCGUCCGGGCGACGUGCUUCUCGCCGUCAACAACGUGGACCUCGCCUCGGCGUCGCUCGAGCGAGUUCUGGGCGCGAUAUCCGCCGUCCCCGGGAGGGCCGUCAACCUCCGCUUCCAGACUACUCCGCGUGAGUCGUGA
Molecule: messenger RNA, 2040 nt
Organism: Emiliania huxleyi CCMP1516
Lineage: Eukaryota; Haptophyta; Isochrysidales; Noelaerhabdaceae
Exons: 3
Coding region: 1-2040 (679 amino acids)
Biological process (GO): rRNA base methylation
Cellular component (GO): cytoplasm
Molecular function (GO): rRNA (uridine-N3-)-methyltransferase activity; protein binding
Source: RefSeq, a predicted model, not a curated record